UGGUUCACCUUUCUUUGUCCUUUCUGCAUAUAAGUUUCCAAAUUCUAAACCAGACCCUCUCUAGGUUUUACCAUUAUAAGACCUUGUUGUAACUGUACAACUGAACAUCAUUUCCAUACAUAGCAGAUAUCAUUAAAUUCCUUGUCACUAGUAUUUGUUUUUAUCUUCCUCCUAUCAAACCACCCAAUUUUAUAACCACCGAGGGGAAGAAGAGUCUCACAUCAUCUCCUCAUCCCAUGGAGCCACACAAAGCAGAGCCAUGCCUCUCUGAGAGCUCAAGCAUCAUUUCAGUAUCAGAGGCUCAACUAAGUAUAGAUGGCUCAGAUAAUAAGAAGCAGAAAGAGGAGAGGCAGCACCACUCAGAAGGAGAAGAUAACCUGCGAGAGGAGACUAGCCUUGAUCUCUUGUUGGAUCUUAGCCUCUCUCAUAAGGAUUCGAGUCAUGGGUCCAAGUCUGAACUCAAUCUUAUCGAUUGUUUGAACGUGGGUGCACCGGAGACUUUGCCGGGAAUUCCUCAGCGCACCGACGCCGAGCCCCGAGUCUUCUCCUGCAACUACUGCCAGAGGAAAUUCUAUAGCUCUCAAGCACUCGGUGGCCACCAGAACGCUCACAAGCGAGAGCGAACUCUUGCCAAACGAGGACACCGGAUGGGAGUGGCUGCAGCGGCCUUCGGCCAUUCCCAGACACCCUUCCACCGCUUCUCGAGCUUGGCCUCUCUGCCUCUCCAUGGUUCUCUCAAUAGGUCGCUUGGAAUUCAGGUGCACUCUAUGAUCCAUAAGUCAUCUCUCCAACCAUCCUCCGGCUCAGCUCAUCUCAACAGCCAUCAUGGGUGGUCGAGGCCGCCCAUCAAUCAGCAACCGGCAAUUGGGAAGCUAGCAAUGGAGGACUAUUAUCAUGUGGGACUGCCUGCCGGGUCGUCCCCAAAAGGUGGCGCCGCUCGUUUUGAUACCAGCCGGAGCUUAAAUUCUCCCUCCGAUGGGGCAAUUGGUGGUUGUUGGUGGCCGGGUAGUGGUCGUUGCAAGAGUAAUCAAGAAGAGUUGCAGAAGCUUGACUUGUCCCUCAAGCUCUAAGCAGUUUUUUCCUCUUUUUUUUCUUAAUUGUUUCUUAUUGUUGAUACUUCUGUGUUUGAUUUUGCUAUUUUGAGUAAGAAUAUCGUGUACAUUUUAAUAAUGAAAGACUAGCAUUUCGUUUUUCCCCAUUUUUGAAUUUUGGAGAAGUCUUCCAAUUAUAGAUAGAUAGGUAGAUAGUUUUUCUGUGUAUUUCCUUUUUUCUCUUUUUUGGCUGUCUGUGUAUCUGUGUGAGUGUCAGAUAGAUAUUGUUUAGAACAUAGAACUUAAUUGAAAUAACUUUGCUACAGUGAUGUAGCUAA
This is a messenger RNA of Nelumbo nucifera (sacred lotus), 1369 nucleotides long. Its product is annotated as zinc finger protein 1-like. The record is from RefSeq and is a predicted model, not a curated record. Gene Ontology annotation, biological process: negative regulation of abscisic acid-activated signaling pathway. Lineage: Eukaryota; Viridiplantae; Streptophyta; Magnoliopsida; Proteales; Nelumbonaceae.